This is a messenger RNA of Frankliniella occidentalis (western flower thrips), 2820 nucleotides long. RefSeq names its product transcription initiation factor TFIID subunit 3-like. Gene Ontology annotation, molecular function: DNA binding. The coding region runs from base 295 to 2589 and encodes 764 amino acids. The transcript is spliced from 12 exons. NCBI's taxonomy places the organism in Eukaryota, Metazoa, Arthropoda, Insecta, Thysanoptera, Thripidae. The record is from RefSeq and is a predicted model, not a curated record.
AGAAGUGCAGAAAAAAUUAAUUUCUGAAGUACUGUAUUAGUUUGUGAAGUUGUAUUUACAUUACUGAUAUUCAUAAUUUUGUAUUUUGUCUCAACCGUUCCGACUCGUCGGUUUGUGUGCAGUACACUGCACUGUCUGCAGAGGUUGGCUGAGAGACAAGACCAGCGACGCCAUCUUCCGCUCUCUUCCUCUCCCUCUUUGAGUAGGCUGUGGAGAUUUGGUGGUUUUUGUGCAAUUGUGAUUUAAUGUAAUUCAUUUGGAGAUAAAUUGGAUGAUUGUCUUUGUGUUGUCAUUAUGAUAACAAGGGAUCAGGUCCGCUGUGAUCUUUUUGGUGCCAAGAGUCAAAUUGUACCUACCAUGGGAAAGAAAAAUCAUCGGUCACCAAAGAAGAUGAGCCCAAACAAAGGAACGCACAAGCCUAGUAAGAGUGUCCUUCUCAAGAAUUCUUCUCCCUCAAAUAAGCGAAAGUCCCCGUCUAAGCAUGCUACUCGUCAGAGUGGACGUCACUCAAAAGGAUCUGCUUUCAGAGAGACUGACAGAAUUGAUCUCACUAGACUCACUUCUCAAGGAUUUAACAAUCUUUUAGAUGGAAUAGAGGACGACGUCAUUGAAAAGACUGAGGAAGAAAAAGCAAAUAAGAAAGAGCUCUUACGCCAAAAGCAAACUGAAGAAGAAUCAACAUUCAUGAAAAUCACAUCUGUUCCGAAUAUUUUUCAUGAACGUCUCGGUAAAGGAAACAAGAGAGAUGAUGUCGGAGAUGAUUGUGAGACAAUAAUCCCCAAGUCCCCAAAGACAUCAUCAGAUAAAUCUCUCAAGAAAUCGGUUCCAUCUCCAGCCAAAUCUUCAGCUAAAUCUCCAGCUAAAUCUCCAGCUAAAUCUCCAGCUAAAUCUCUGUCUGAAUCCCCAUCUAAAUAUUUGUCAGAUAACAAUACAUCUCAACCAUCAAAUACAUCUCCUAAAGGUAUGCCAAAGUUUGAUGUGGUCGUCAACACUGAAAACUCUUCAGAAACCAACAAUGAAAAUUUGGAGGAAACCAGUAAUGAUGGCAAUUUAAAUUCAUCUGAAUUAGACAAAACGAUUCCUAUCUUUUCUUGUAUUGACAUAUCAACCCAAACUGAAUUUUCUUGGUGCCCAUGCCAAAGAUGUUCAGCCUGGCUCUCAGAUUUUCAUUCUAUUACAUCUAAAUACAGGAUGAGAUGUGACGCUGACAAUCCAUUGUCCACACCUCGCUCUUCAAAAUCACUGCCAGGAUUUGCAAGUUCCACUCCAAAUGACAGCAUACCAUCAGUCACCUCUCCUAAAAACAAUUCUGAGAAAUUAGUGUAUCUUGUAAAAGGGUGCCCUCAGGUGCAAAUACCUUUAAGCAAAAAGGCGGCACUUCCCAUCCAGGUUCCUGAUGGCGAUCCUCAAAAAAUGACUGAGUACCUUCUCGAUUGUAUUUUUACCACCGAGCAAUUAGGGGGCAUGACCCAUGAUGGGAAAACAGAGGGCACCAAACCACUGGACCCGAAAAUUUCUUCUGUAUUGCAAGUUUACAUCAGCAAAUCUUAUGAUGAUAAGAUGUUUAACUUUGAUACAAAGUUAUUCAAGAGCUUUGUGAACCAGAAAUGUUACAAGGCUAAAAGGCAUGUCUGGGCUCACGAGCCACAUUUAGUUGGCAAGACUGUUAGAGCCAAGUUACCAAAAUAUGUUAAAAAAACAGAUACAUCACCAACUAAGAAACCAGGAAAGAAGGUAGCUCAAGCCAUCUCUAAAUUUAGGCAUAAUGGAGAUAGAAGAACAGAAGACAGGGAACAACUUAAGAAGAAAUCUAAUCAAUUGCAUCGUAGAGAAUUGGACUCGAGAGACAGGCAAAGAAAACGCUCUGAGAAUAAGCUAGUCGAAGGAAAUUCUGAAGACAGGCAAAGAAAACGCUCUGAGAAUAAGCUAGUCGAAGGAAAUUCUGAAGACAGGAAAAGAAAACACACGGAAGACGAUAAUGAAGAGAGAAAAAGAAAACACAAGGAGAGUGAAUUAGGAGACAGGAAAAGACAACACAAGGAUGAUGGGUUAGAAGAUAGGAAAAGGAAAUACAAGGGAAAUGGGACAGAAGAGAGAAUAAGGGUUAAAACCCAUCAGGACUCAAAGCUGGAUAAUGUAAGAGCAGGUGAGAGGAGUACGAUACGCGACAAGGCUAAAGAGAGUAAGUCCAGAAACCACUAUGAUAAUGAGUCUCACAGAACAGAAGCAGGAUUCUCAAGCAGGAAGAGGAGCGGGUCAGUUGAGAAGAGAUCCAGAAACCCUCAGGAAGAUGAAAUGAGAAGCAGAAAAAAGAAUGAGAAUUAUACUAAUUUUAGAAGAGAAUCAAAAAGUGGUGGAGACAGGUCUAAAGAGAAGCAGAAUUUAUCUAAAGUGAGUGAGUCUUCAAAAGAUUAUUCUAGUGAAUCUGAGAUGGGAUCAUAUAAUGACGAGUAUCCGUCUGGAAGUGGAUAUGAGUCUGCUGAAGUGUUUCAUCCAGACGUUGGUCAGAAGAGGCCCAAAUCUAAAUAUUUACCAGAAAAUUUUAAUGUGAACAAUAGUGACACUGCCAGCCAAGAAUCCGACUACUGAAAUGUCAAGACCUUAUUUUGGUUGUCUAGAUUAUACUUUGAUUUUUCAUUUUCACAUGGAGAAGCAUUUUUAGUUUACCUGUAAUCAUGUGAGUGUAUUCUUUUUGAUGUUCUAUUUUUUAAACAAAUUCCGCUUUUAAUUGUUUUAUAUCAUACUCACUUGCAAGUAUGCAAUUAAAACUGCAGGCUUUUUCAAUCUGUCUGUGGCUAAUUAUUUUAUGUCAUGUCAUUU